Thrips palmi is the source of this 659-nucleotide messenger RNA. RefSeq names its product probable DNA-directed RNA polymerases I and III subunit RPAC2 (gene l(2)37Cg). Gene Ontology annotation, biological process: DNA-templated transcription. The coding region runs from base 283 to 594 and encodes 103 amino acids. Gene Ontology annotation, molecular function: DNA binding; protein dimerization activity; DNA-directed RNA polymerase activity. The transcript has 2 exons. Lineage: Eukaryota; Metazoa; Arthropoda; Insecta; Thysanoptera; Thripidae. The record is from RefSeq and is a predicted model, not a curated record. Gene Ontology annotation, cellular component: RNA polymerase I complex; RNA polymerase III complex.
UUUUGAUCAUGUAGAAUCUAAAACACCCACAUAUUUUUAGAGAUUUUGUCUUCAUAUUUGUAUUUGGUUGCAAAAGUAAAGAAUGCGCUUCUUACCCCAAAAUCAAUUCAAAGAUUCAUCCACUUGUGACUGCUUUGACAUUUAAGGGAUAUCCAUGAGCACAGAGGUGUACUACUUUCUGUUGAUUCUCAUUGUCCUCCCAGUGCGACUUUUCUUCAGCCUGUGGUCUUGGAUUGGCUGGGAACUGUUUAGAAACAAUUGAAAAUAGUCACAUCUUUCAAGAUGAGAUUAGCUGAGCUCGCUGGUGACGAAGCAUUUGGAGAGAAGUCAAGAACAUUCGUCUUUCAAGAUGAGGGCCAUACUUUAGGCAACGCUCUUCGUUGCAUCAUUGUCCGUUAUCCUGAAGUAAUGUUCUGCGGCUACACUGUGCCACAUCCAGCUGAAGCUAAAAUGCACUUCCGCAUUCAGACUAAUGGUCCUCGAGCUGUUGACAUUUUACGGAGAGGGCUGGAGGACCUGGCUAAAGUGUGCGACCACACUACUACAGUAUUCCAAGAAAAAAUGACUGCCUUCAAAGCUACGAGCACCUCAUGAUGUCUCUUUUCUUAAAAUGUUCAAUCUAGUCUAUUUUUUCAUAUAAUAAAAAGAGAACAAAACUU